Achroia grisella is the source of this 1095-nucleotide messenger RNA. RefSeq names its product deoxynucleoside kinase-like. The record is from RefSeq and is a predicted model, not a curated record. Gene Ontology annotation, molecular function: deoxynucleoside kinase activity; ATP binding. The transcript has 5 exons. Gene Ontology annotation, cellular component: cytoplasm; mitochondrion. Gene Ontology annotation, biological process: nucleobase-containing compound metabolic process. The coding region runs from base 137 to 856 and encodes 239 amino acids. NCBI's taxonomy places the organism in Eukaryota, Metazoa, Arthropoda, Insecta, Lepidoptera, Pyralidae.
UCCAAGUUUUGGCGCUAUUUUACUAUUUAUAAUCUAAUAUGUUUUGUUCAAUUAAUACAAUUUUCCCGCAACGCAGUUGAAAUUUUAUAUUAUUACAUGUCAUUUCAAAAUCACAUACUUUCUAAUUAAAUUUUCCAUGCCACCUUUAUUAACCUCCGACAAAAUGCCGAAUAUGAAAACGAUAGCUAAUACUGCUCGUGUAAUAUCGAAAAGACCAUUUAAAGUUUCAAUUGAAGGCAAUAUAGGGUCAGGAAAAUCAACGUGUAUUAAUUUCUUUAAUAAAUUUCACAACGUAGAAAAACAUUCGGAGCCCCUUCAUGAAUGGCGCAAUGUUAACGGUCACAACCUACUUGGUAUGGUGUACAGCGAUAUUCACAAGUGGACAUAUCCAUUCCAGCAUUAUGUACAUUUGUCUCGAUUAAAAAUACAGAUGAGCCCUCCGUCGACUCCUGAUAUUACUGUUAAAAUGUUUGAAAGAUCGGUACAGAACAGCAGGUACUGCUUUGUAGAGAAUGCAAGAAGGCACAAAUUCUUAGAGGAACCCCAGUUUCAUGUUCUUAACAGUUGGUAUGAAUUUGUGGAGAAGAACUUAGACAUUAAUUUAGAUCUCAUAGUAUAUUUGAAAACUUCGCCGCAAGUCGUUUGGGAGCGUAUGCUGAAACGCGGCCGAGCGGAGGAGUCUGAAGUACCUUUAGAAUACUUACAACAGGUCCACGAGUCCUACGAAAAUUGGAUUAAUUCACCUGAUAUUGGAUGCGAAGUGCUAACGAUAGACGCAGACAGAAACUUAGAUCUUGUGAAAGAAGAUUUAGAAAGGUAUACAUAUAAAAUACUUGGUGGCAACCACACCAAUUAACUAGAGGCUAAUUCUCAAUAUAUUUUUGUGUAUAACAAAAAUAAACAUUUGGGGAUGACCUAAAUCCUAUAUCCUACCUAAACAUAAAAAUAUUGAUUGUCUAAUGAAAUAUCUGAAUGAAUAUUUUAGCUAUUAUUUUGUACUUUUCUUCGAGUUAUUCACUUCCUAUGAAAAGUACAAUAGAAUUUUCAAGAGGUAUAUUUUUAUAGUAGAUUCUCAAUAAAAUUAGGAAAUAUUCU